AUGUCACCAUCGCGGCUCAAGACGUCAGCCUUUGGGUUGGCCUCGAGAAUCGCAUCUCGUGUGCUGGCAAGGGACUUUUUAUUGAGGUCGGUAAUGGCUAUCCUUGAGCACCCAGACCGCGCAAAUCCCUUGGCCACGGCUGCUCCGAUACCUGACAAUAACACCAAGGAGAAGCCAUUCAUCUGCCGUUGUGGAGCGGCGUUUGCUCGACGUGACCUGCUGACCCGCCAUCAGCGGAUCGCCUUUCAUGAAGACGGGUCCGAGUCUCCGGUAGGUGCGUCGGAGCCGGACUCCGGGGAACUCACCAAUGGACCGGUCGAGGCUGACCUAGCCGCUGCUGCGUCUCUUUCUGGAAUGAGCGUAGAUCAAUGGUCACAAGCUCCGCCAGCAGAACCAGUAGACAUAUACCCCAUGGCCGUUCCUCGCAACGGUGGUCUCAUUGAUGCAUCAUAUCAGCAGAGCCUGAUAACGGACCAAUUUUACGAAAGCAGCGGCCAUGAAGCUGUAGGGUUUGACGCUCAUUUCAGAGAAUUUGCGAACUUUCUCGACGGUGUCGGUCUGCCUGCGGAAUGGAGUCCUUACUUCCAUGGCCCAGACCGAGACAAUGAGAUUGACUCUGGAAUCAGAGAUUCAAGGGAAGGGACUGCUACUCCCGGUCCCCGGCAUAGUAGGACCCGGCCCGGGACUCCUUUCAUACCCCGCUCCGCCGACACAGAAUCUCAACCGUACCGUAUCACGGAUGAGCAGCGUUCUCGUCUCACUGCGUCUAUAGAGACCUUUCGUGAUAUCCUGGAUCCCGACUUCAAGUUCCCCUCUCGUCAUGCACUCAGUCGCUACCUGACGUCCUACUUUGAAGGGUUUCAUUCACAUAUGCCCUUCAUCCAUACUCCGACAUGGAGGAUAUUCGAGCACUCACUCGAACUCAUUUUGGGCCUCGCUGCGGUAGGGGCGCAGUACUGUUUUGAGCACCGCAUGUCAGAGAGGCUAUUCCAUGCUGGCAAGGCUAUCCUUCUGGAGAGACUCGGGCGUGAGUCUGACAAGUUUGGUCCCAAGACCGGCUCGUUCCUCAACCUGAAUAAUCUCUCUCCGCAACGACGCGAGUCGAGAGCCAUCCAAGCACGGGACUGGGGACCGUGGGAGCCUAUAGAGACAGUUCGUGCGUUGAUCGCUCUCAUGGGUUACGCCACGUGGGAACCUAAAGCUCGUCUCGUGCAGGAGGCUUUCGGCCUACAGGCACUUCUAGCUCAGGUCCUGCGUGAGGUCGGCCUCUACGAAGAAGACGAGCCAGAGAUGCCUGCGGAGCAAAGCACACCACAAGCUGCGUGGCAUACGUGGGUUCAACAGGAAUCUGCCCGACGGGCCAAACUCAUUGCUUUCUCCUUCAUGCACACGCACAGCAUAGCUUACAAUGUGUAUCCGGUUCUGCGUACUAAUGAGGUCGGCCUCCGGCUCCCCUGCUCCACCAGGGAAUGGAAGGCAACAAAUGCGUUGCAGUGGCAGGUCGCUCGAAGGGAAACCGAGAAACAGCAACUCUUCUUUCAAGAUGCCUUGUCCCUACUUCUUAGAAACACCGAUGGUACCGCGCCUCUGGAUCCCAUCCCCACGCCACUGGGUAACUACAUGCUCCUGCACGGCCUGUUGCAAAGGAUAUAUAUCGUUCGGGAUCUCUCACUUCCGGUAAUGGACCACUCGGCAUCGUUACCCUGCGAGGAGGUUGAAAAGCUCGAACGUGGCCUGCGAUCGUGGACUGCGGGGUGGCAGCAGGCCCCCGAAUCGAGUCUCGAUCCCAAUAAUGAGAACGGGCCGAUUCCCUUUACAUCCAGUUCCUUGCUUGGGCUUGCCUAUGUCCGCAUCUAUCUUCAUCUGGGCCCUUACCGCCUAUUAGAGACCCGUGACCCUGUUCGCAUAGCCAAGGCCAUCAGCAUGUCGCCGGCGGUCGAGAGAAGUGGCGGUGUCAUCACUGCGCUUCUGUACACGGCUCACAUGCUCAGCAUACCUGUAAGGCUUGGCGUCGACCGCGUCGCCCGCAGCCAGGCCUUCUUCUGGAGCGUGAGGCAUUCGCUUUCCGGCCUCGAAUGUGCUGUUUUGCUGAGCAAGUGGCUCUUUUCUCUCACUGAAACCUCGGCCACCAUGCCACUCAGUGAUAGCGAGGAUAGGAUACUGCAUUGGGUGCGGUGCAUUGUCGAAGAGGCAUACGACGUUGUCGACUUUGACGAUGACGAGCCCGAGGUGAUUGUGGAUCGAGAUCCCGCCUCGCUCAGUCUCGCGCGAAAGCCCUUUUCCCGGGAAGAUUGGGACGAGUAUUUUGGGAAAUACGAUGCGUUGACAGAUUUGGCGUGUUACUUUGCGGUGGAGUUGGCCGACGCGUACCCGGAGGCCAAAAUCAUUCUCACAGAACGUGACGUGGACAAGUGGUUUGACAGCUACGACAGCCAGGCAAUGGAAAAGAUCUUCCGCGGUUCUUACGGCGGGGCAGACACGCUCGAGGACUUGCGCCGCUUGUCCCCCGAGAUCUAUCGACGGCAUUCCGAGCGCAUCAAGGCGCACAUCGCGCCGGAACGACUGCUGGUGUACCGAGUAGGCAAAGAUGGAUGGAAGCCGCUUUGCGAUUUUCUUGGCAAGGAAGUGCCUGAGGGGAAGGAAUUCCCAUUUGCAAAUGAUAGGGCUGCGCAUAGCGAGUCAAGCAGGGUCUUCCGCAAUCAAGCCGUUAUAAAUGGGAAGCUGCUGCUUCCCCUCCACCGUCCCCAUCCUGGAAUCCACCCAACAGCUGACGUAGCGGCCGCCAUCUUCAGCUUCACACAGCACCGACCGCCGCCAUCCCACCUCGAUCUCGUGGGAGAGCCUAUGCAGUCUGGCAUCUCUGCCUCGCAGGAGCUUGUCUCCCAGUUCAACAAACUCCUUUCCGACGACGACAAGUUCGGUCUCGUCAUCACAAUCGAGUCUGAAACCCUUACACCUGUCACGUUCCUCCCCAAGACCUCCUCUUCAUUCGAGGACAACCUCUCCUCCCUCCAGCCUCACCUCAAGCCUAAUGAAGCCAUCUACGCCCUUCUCCGCCGUUACGAUUCCGCUCCACACCUUGCUGCCGUGACCUAUGUUCCCGACUCGGCAAAGGUCCGCCAGAAGAUGCUUUUCGCCUCGACCCGCCUAACCCUCGUCCGCAAGCUGGGUUCCGAACACUUCCGCGAAUCCAUAUUCGCAACCACCCCGGAGGAGCUUUCUGCCCAGGGCUUCAUCAAGCAUGAUGCACACACCGAGCUCGAGGCGCCCCUGACCGAGGAGGAGCGCAGCCUCGGUGCCGUCAAGCAGGCCGAGGCCGAGGCGAGCACCGGCACGGGAACACGGGAGAUCCACCUUAGCAAGACCCUCGCCAUGCCCAUUGCCGAGGACGCCCUUGCGGCUCUGAAGGAGCUGAACGAAGGCCGUCCGCUGGUUAUGCUGAAAAUCAACCCCGAGAAGGAGUCUGUCGAGCUCGUUCCCUCCGACGAGAAGCCCUCUUCCAUCUCUGAGCUCACGCAAACCAUCUCCUCCACCGAGCCGCGCUUCACCUUCUACCGCUUCACCCACACCCACAACGGCACCGAGUCGAGCCCCCUGCUCUUCAUCUACACCUGCCCCGUCACCCCCGGCAACAAGUCCAUCAAGAACCGCAUGCUGUACCCGCUUAUGAAGCGUGCCGUCCUCGAGGUCGCGUCCAGCGAGGCCGGCCUCACGCUGGACAAGAAGCUCGAGGUGGAAGAGCCGAGCGAGGUCACUGAGGAGACGGUCCUGGCCGAGCUGCACCCCAAGGUGACGACCAGACAAGGGUUCAGCAGACCCAAGCGUCCCGGCAGGUGA
Molecule: messenger RNA, 3837 nt
Organism: Colletotrichum truncatum
Lineage: Eukaryota; Fungi; Ascomycota; Sordariomycetes; Glomerellales; Glomerellaceae
Source: RefSeq, a predicted model, not a curated record